Messenger RNA from Morchella sextelata, 477 nucleotides. RefSeq lists its product as uncharacterized. The transcript has 2 exons. The coding region runs from base 1 to 477 and encodes 158 amino acids. Lineage: Eukaryota; Fungi; Ascomycota; Pezizomycetes; Pezizales; Morchellaceae. The record is from RefSeq and is a predicted model, not a curated record.
AUGUCCGCACCAGCUGGAACCGCGAGGAUUAUGCAUGGAGAUAGUAACUCUCUCACCCAAUUCAACGAUAAUGCAGUAGUAGGGCUCGGGCAGGAAAGGGAAUGGAAAAUUCUUCCCACGGGCGCCGGCGACGGUAAUUCUGUCGUCAUUAUGUUGAAGGACGACAGCGGCGAGGACAAGUGCCUUACUCUCGAUAGUCAAUCCGGUGACUCUGACGGAAUAAACAUUCUUGUGAGGCCACUGGAAUCACCACCCAGACCUGAGCAGAUGUGGACCAUAGAAGAUGCCAUUAUGCAGCCAAGGUUCCCGCCGAUUGUGCACGGCAGAAUACAGAGUUGUGCGAAGAAGAACUGUUCUGCCACAAUUGGGGGUAUGGUCCCGUUGCCGAGGAUAUUCAUGAACGUAGCCGCGGUACCGCACGACGACGGCGACAUGGACAGGUUCAGAUGGCGCAUUGACUACCUUAGCAUGGAGUAG